Messenger RNA from Sinocyclocheilus grahami, 1101 nucleotides. RefSeq lists its product as uncharacterized. The annotation marks the transcript as partial. The transcript has a single exon. The record is from RefSeq and is a predicted model, not a curated record. NCBI's taxonomy places the organism in Eukaryota, Metazoa, Chordata, Actinopteri, Cypriniformes, Cyprinidae.
AAUACGCUAGGGAAGAAGCUUCAAAUAAAAUCCAAUGUCCAGUGGACCACCAUAGAUUUCACUACAGAGAUGCCAAUUGCAGAAUUGCUUGGAGUGCAUUUUGACAUGCAGCUCCUUGGCAAACUGACUCUAUCUGUGGCCACCAUUCUAUUUGUCGCCUUGGUUUUCAGAUUCUACAACUCCAGGGCACGAAACAGACGGCGAGGACGUGAAAGAAGGGGUGUGCAAGCAACCCAAACAAGCUACAGCGCUUACAAUACUGUGCAAGAACCACAGAGUGAAGCUGCAAAGGAGGAGUCUGACAGGGAAAAUCGUUUUCAUCAAUCUUCAGAGAAACCCUUGCAAGAAAGCCUUAAAAAUGAAAAUUCUGCCUUGAAAAGGGGUCAGCCUGAAACUAUGGACUUUUAUGCAAAGGAGGAACCUGCAAGUAAAAGCGACGCAAUUGAGGAUACAACUGAGGCGAAGAGUGGCAAACCAAAGUUGACCUUACAACUUCCGGGUGUGACCGAAAAAGGUCCAGGAAGUCCAAGUGGUCGCCGAUCCCCAGUCCUAAUGAAGAAGCUGGAAGGUGGCACGGGUGUUGGCAGGCAGCUGAUACAAGACGUCGGUCACCAGGGCAUGUUCUCAAGUUUUCAGUCAAAGGCAGAAAUCAAAGUUGAGAAUGCUGACCUUAUCUUGGAUGGGCCAGGGAAUUGUAGAACGGGCGUCCAUGGAAAAAUAUAUGAGUACUACGUAGAGUCCUCUUCUCAUUUCAUCUCAGAUUUAAGCCCCACCCCGUCCGUCAGUCCAGUUUAUGGUCAAAACGAAAACAGCACUUUGUUUAAAUCGCAAUCAUUGGAUUUACCCAGUUUUAAGGACCGCUCCCGAUCGCCAAGUCCACAGCCUUCUAGUUUCAUAAUGCGAGAUCUCGAAAUUGCUCCACGAAUUGCUAACGAGCCUCCCUCAACAUUCAAGCCGACUGUGAGGUACAGCAGGCAAGUAGUCAUCCGUCAGGACAGCUAUCUUACUGCUGCCAGUGACUCAGAGCUUCCAAUCCCCUUGCCUACACAUAGGGCUAUAACACCUCGCAGCUGUUCUCCAGCACAACCCAAUGACAUCCCU